Penaeus vannamei (Pacific white shrimp) is the source of this 616-nucleotide messenger RNA. The record is from RefSeq and is a predicted model, not a curated record. NCBI's taxonomy places the organism in Eukaryota, Metazoa, Arthropoda, Malacostraca, Decapoda, Penaeidae.
GCCAGCAGACUUGCAGGACUCAGCCACUACUAUAAAGGAGGAAGGCAGUUUGGAGUCGGAACAAAGUAUAAUAGUCUUUGACCGAGCUGAGAGGCUAGCUAAGGUGCGGUCCCUGUUCUACAGUAUCUACGUCACUUCCAUAGGAUUAAAUUUUUCUAAUGGACGCAAUGAGUCCGGUUUGGGAAACCUAGUCUCUAACUUUGCUCAAAAGACUUCCAAGUAUUUUGAAGCAAUUGGGGUUGGCCAGUGUGAUCCUUUUGAUUUUUGGAUAUGUAAUGAAAGUCUAUGUGUUGAGAGAAAGAAUAAAAAGGGAAUAGCUGGCCACAUAGUAAUAUUGGAAGAACAAAUUGCCUUUGGCCAAACACCUACCACAAUAAUGCUGCAUAAGCAUCACUGUACACAGUGCACACUCCUCAAGAAUGAGGUAUACUGGUUCUCAAAGUUCUCUAGUUGGGAACAUACAGGGCAGGGGCUGUGUAGCAACAGUAUUUGGCAGGAUGGCUCAAACACCAGCAUUUUCAACGCUGACCGGGCAGGUCUCUCCACUAAUAAAUACUUCAUGGGGGAAGUCAUGUCUAUGGCAGCUAAUCUUAGCAAUACUGGUGUAGGACUUUAG